This is a messenger RNA of Geodia barretti, 765 nucleotides long. The record is from the annotation of a GenBank genome assembly. NCBI's taxonomy places the organism in Eukaryota, Metazoa, Porifera, Demospongiae, Tetractinellida, Geodiidae.
AUGUGCGCUACCUCGCGUGGGAGACGCCGCCGGAGGGACUUGCGGGACGAGGUGGCGAAGCUCCGCAGCGGCGACUUCAUCGGCGCGAAUGUGACCAUCCCGCACAAGGAGAGCGUCAUCGCCUUGCUUGACGAGGUUGACCCGCUUGCGCAGUCCAUCGGCGCGGUGAACACCAUUGUCAAGAGCGCCGGACGCCUCGUCGGACACAACACCGACGCCCACGGAUUCAUGCGUGAGCUAAAAGAGGACGGUGGUUUCGAGCCUACGGGCAAGCGUGUGUUGCUGCUAGGAGCGGGCGGCGCCGCGCGCGCUGCUGCAUUCGCCCUCUGCCGUGAAGGCGUAGCGUCCAUCACAAUAGCCAACCGAAAUGUUUCACGCGCCGAGGCACUUGCCAAUGCGCUGCACAACGAUGCUGUGAGCGUAUUCGCCGCUGUCCUGGACAAUACGACUCUGGAGACUGUCGCGCUCGAAUCCGACCUCAUCGUCAACUGUACUUCCGUAGGAACGCGACACGGAGACACCGAAGGGCAGACACCGCUCUCCGGCGGGAUAAUCUCCCACGAGGCCGUGGUCAUGGACAUGGUCUAUAACCCGCAGAACACCCCGUUCCUCUUCGGAGCUCGCAGCGCAGGCGCGACCGCGCUCGGCGGCUUGCCCAUGCUAAUCUACCAGGGCGCCUCCGCCUUUGAGAUGUGGACCGGCAGAGAAGCCCCCAUAGACACCAUGUUCGCCGCCGCCAACGUCGCCCUCCUGAAAAUGGAUUAG